Molecule: messenger RNA, 849 nt
Organism: Mucor velutinosus
Lineage: Eukaryota; Fungi; Mucoromycota; Mucoromycetes; Mucorales; Mucoraceae
Product: microtubule integrity protein mal3
Exons: 5
Coding region: 1-849 (282 amino acids)
Biological process (GO): U1 snRNA 3'-end processing; nuclear polyadenylation-dependent mRNA catabolic process; exonucleolytic trimming to generate mature 3'-end of 5.8S rRNA from tricistronic rRNA transcript (SSU-rRNA, 5.8S rRNA, LSU-rRNA)
Cellular component (GO): cytoplasmic exosome (RNase complex); nuclear exosome (RNase complex)
Molecular function (GO): mRNA 3'-UTR AU-rich region binding
Source: RefSeq, a predicted model, not a curated record
AUGGUGAGAGAAGCGAUUCCUAGUGUCAAUGAGGUCAAUUUCCUCUUGGAGUCUCUCAGACAAGGUAGACGUGUCGAUGGCCGUGAAGUGUACGACAUGCGUUCUCUCGACAUCAAAUUGGGGUUGGAUUUUGGUUACGUCGAAGUGCAGCUUGGUAGAACUCGAGUAGCAGCCAAUGUCUCUGCUGAAGUGGUUCGUCCCAUGGCAGACAAGCCCACAGAAGGUCAAUUCCUGAUCAACACAGAGAUCUCUCCUAUGGCUGCUCCAUUCUUUGAAUCUGGAUCUCGUUCAGAGGAAGAGGUUUUGAUCAGUAGAAUUGUGGAAAAAGCAUUGCGUAGAAGUAGAGCCAUUGACACAGAAGGCCUCUGUAUUGUUGCAGGCGAAAAAGUAUGGCAGAUCCGUGUGGAUCUCUUGUUCCUCGACCAUGACGGCAACCUUGUGGAUUGUGCUUCCAUAGCGGCCAUCACUGCUUUAUUGCAUUUCAGACGUCCAGAUGUUACAGUGUCUGGUGAAGAAGUUACAAUCCACCCUGUCGAUCAAAGAAAUCCAGUGCCCUUGAGUAUUCACCAUAUACCAAUCUGUAUCACAUUCUCGUUUUAUGAUAAAGGUGAGCUUUUAGUUGUUGAUCCUAGCUAUCUUGAGGAGCAAGCAAAGGAAGGCGACAUGACAAUUACAAUGAACAUACACAAGGAGAUUUGCGCUUUAUCGAAAGCAGGUGGUAUACCUUUAGAGAUGGAUCAAGUAUUGAGAUGUUCACAAAUUGCCAUCCUCAAAGUCACCGAAAUCGAUGAAUUGAUCAAGAAGGUAUUGGAAGACGAUAAAGAAUCAAGACAAAAAGCUCGUAAAUAA